Molecule: messenger RNA, 666 nt
Organism: Didymosphaeria variabile
Lineage: Eukaryota; Fungi; Ascomycota; Dothideomycetes; Pleosporales; Didymosphaeriaceae
Exons: 3
Coding region: 1-666 (221 amino acids)
Biological process (GO): vacuolar proton-transporting V-type ATPase complex assembly
Cellular component (GO): Vma12-Vma22 assembly complex; extrinsic component of endoplasmic reticulum membrane
Source: RefSeq, a predicted model, not a curated record
AUGGCAGACGUCGAAGUAAGGUCAGCUUCUGAGCUAGAAACCUCGAGUUCCAAUAAGGACGAACUCGUUUCGCGGCUUGAUGAUCUGCUUGAACGAUAUCUUCUCACGCUAGAUGCCUAUCAGAAAGCACAGCAGCAGCUGACAAGGCACCUGUCUUCUGGCUAUUUGGAUUUGGCAAGGGCCAACUUCACAAACAAUGCACGCGCUCGAUAUGGGCAGGACUACUACGACGAGCGAAUGCAGGCUUCGCGAAAGAUCGCAGUAACUGAAGAAGAAGGCAACGCCAUAUUCUCCAUAGAGUGUUCAGUCAAAGAGUCGAAAGCCAAGACUGAGGAAUCCUCGUCACCAGACGCCGACUCUGCUGCAACCAAGGAGACCGGUCCUAGCGCAGAAGCAGAUACGGAUGGCGAAAAAGACUCGACCACAUCAGAUAAGCCCGCUUCAAAGGCUGACGAUCCGACGGAGAAGGACGAGGAGAAGAAGUCACCCUCAAACGAUCCCAUUAGGUGGUUCGGUGUCCUUGUGCCACCUGCCCUACGCUCAGCUCAAGCAUCUUUUGUAUCUGCUGUUGAAGGACCUGUUGUUGAGAUCUCGAAUUUGGUAAAAGAGUUGAGACAACAGGAGAUCGAGAUCGGGAGGGUUAGGAAGCAGAUCAAGAAGUUGUAG